This is a messenger RNA of Parnassius mnemosyne (clouded apollo), 603 nucleotides long. NCBI's taxonomy places the organism in Eukaryota, Metazoa, Arthropoda, Insecta, Lepidoptera, Papilionidae. The record is from the annotation of a GenBank genome assembly.
AUGGAAAAGUACAAGUCACGCAAACAAGAUCUUCACCUUAUUUUCAUUGAUCUCGAAAAGGCGUUUGACCGAGUUCCUAGAGAGCUAAUCUGGCAAGCACUAAGAGCGCAGUUGGUGCAGGAACAUUAUAUUGAGCUCCUCAAAGAUCUGUACCACGACGUAACAACAAAAGUGGUCGGCCCAGCAGGGAAAAGUGAACCAUUUGAAGUCGGAGUGGGGGUUCACCAGGGCUCAACCGUUAGCCCUCUCCUAUUCAACCUAGUAAUGGACUAUAUCACUAUGGACAUUCAGAAAUCAGCACCGUGGUCACUUCUAUACGCUGAUGAUGUAGUACUCAUAGCCGAAUCGUUGACAGAAGUACAAUCAGACCUGACACUAUGGCAGGAGUCCUUAGAAAGAAGAGGGAUGAGAGUGAAUAGAGAGAAGACUGUAUACAUGUACUGUAACUUUUCUGGUGUCAAAAUGGAUGUUACUCCAUGUCCAUCUAUCGAAGGUCGACCUCUUAAAAGAGUUCAAGAGUUUAAGUAUCUCGGAUCCAUUGUAGCACCAAAGGCAUGUUUUCUGUACAUGCCUUUGGUGCUACAAUGGAUCCGAGAUACUUAA